CCGUCCACCGCGAAAGGGGAGGACCAACACCUUCCGUCUCGGGAGAGAGGGAAACAGCAAAUUCUACUUCCCCGUCUGAUGCACCAUCAAUUAUACCCCUCCCAUCUUUUCUCCAAAACCCUAGUCUAGAUUUUCCCUUUCGAAAUUCACCACCGUUCUUCCACAAAACCCAAUAAUUUCACUCCUAAUUCAUUCAAAUCACAAGUAUACAACUGCUAAUUCUUAAAAUCACACUAUUCUCAAAAAGCUUCUUACUUUCUCGUUCUUAAACCCUAGUUCUCAAGUCUGUUUACUUCAAAGCUUCGGCUUUUAGGGAUAAUACAACAUGAGUCCCAUCCAGAAUUUCGAGCAGCAUUCUCGUCACCUUCUCGAACCCGACCUCCCAAUUCAAACAAGACUACAGAUGGCAAUGGAGGUACGGGAUAGUUUGGAGAUAACACACACAGGGGAGUAUUUAAAUUUUCUUAAAUGUUAUUUUCGUGCAUUUUCCGGUGUUUUAUAUCAAAUUACAAAGCCACAGUUCGCGGACAAUCCUGAACAUAAGCUGAGGAACAUUGUGGUUGAGAUACUGAAUAGGCUUCCUCAUAGUGAAGUCCUAAGACCAUUUGUACAGGAUCUAUUGAAGGUGGCAAUGCACGUUCUUACGACGGACAACGAAGAGAAUGGCUUAAUUUGCAUCCGUAUUAUCUUUGAUUUGCUUAGGAACUUCAGGCCUACUUUAGAAAAUGAAGUUCAACCCUUUUUGGACUUUGUUUGUAAAAUUUACCAGAAUUUUAGGGCUACUGUGAGUUAUUUCUUUGAGAGUGGGGCGAUGGCAGUUCCUCCACCGCCUGCCCCCACUUCGUCUAUGUCGUCUUUGGGUGAGUCAGACGUGAAGCCAAUGGAGGUGGAUCAAAUGAGUACUUCUAGUGGGGGGUAUUUUGGUGCUGGUCAACUUAAUCCCAGUACGAGAUCAUUUAAGAUAGUUACUGAGAGUCCGUUGGUAGUGAUGUUUCUGUUUCAGUUAUAUAGCCGGCUGGUCCAGACGAACAUUCCCCAUUUGUUGCCCUUGAUGGUUUCAGCCAUAUCAGUGCCAGGUCCUGAGAAGGUGCCUCCUCAUUUGAAGACUCACUUUAUUGAGCUCAAGGGUGCACAGGUUAAGACAGUUUCUUUCUUAACGUACCUGUUGAAGAGUUUCGCUGACUAUAUUAAGCCGCAUGAAGAGGGUAUUUGUAAAAGCAUUGUGAAUCUGCUUGUCACAUGUUCGGACUCAGUCUCUAUCCGAAAGGAACUGCUGGUGGCCCUGAAACAUGUUCUUGGGACAGAUUUCAAGAGGGGGUUGUUCCCCCUUAUUGACACGCUUUUGGAAGAGAGGGUCCUUGUUGGAACCGGCCGUGCAUGCUUUGAGACAUUGAGGCCUUUGGCUUAUAGCCUAUUGGCGGAGAUUGUUCACCAUGUCAGGGGGGAUCUUUCUUUGUCCCAGUUAUCACGGAUAAUUUAUCUUUUCUCAAGCAACAUGCACGAUGCUUCUUUGUCGCUCAGCAUCCAUACCACAUGUGCUCGUCUGAUGUUAAAUCUGGUGGAACCGAUUUUUGAGAAAGGUGUCGACCAACACUCCAUGGAUGAAGCAAGGAUUUUGUUGGGUCGGAUUUUGGAUGCUUUUGUUGGCAAAUUCAACACGUUUAAGCGUACAAUUCCACAGCUCAAGAGACUUCCUGUUUAUGCCACUAAAGAGCAAGACGAGACCAGCCAGGUGCUUACACAAGUUCUUCGUGUGGUGAAUAAUGUUGAUGAAGCAAAUAGUGAAGCACGGAGGCAAAGCUUCCAAGGAGUUGUUGAAUACUUCGCAUCAGAGUUGUUUAAUCCUAAUGUGUCUAUUAAUGUGAGGAAGAUUGUGCAGUCUUGUUUAGCACUUUUGGCAAGCAGGACUGGUAGUGAGGUUUCUGAGUUGCUUGAACCCUUAUACCAACCUUUGCUUCAGCCUCUUAUACUACGUCCAUUACGGUCAAAGACUGUUGAUCAACAGGUGGGGACUGUUACAGCUUUGAACUUUUGCUUGGCCUUGAGACCUCCACUUCUAAAGUUGACUCAGGAGCUGAUCAAUUUCCUGCAAGAAGCAUUGCAAAUAGCUGAGGCUGAUGAAACAGUAUGGGUUAUGAAAUUUAUGAAUCCUAAGGUAGCAACCUCGUUAAACAAACUGCGCACAGCCUGCAUUGAAUUACUCUGCACUGCUAUGGCGUGGGCCGACUUUAAAACCCAAAAUCAAUCUGAAUUGCGUUCAAAAAUUAUUUCAAUGUUCUUCAAGUCUCUGACAAGCAGAAAUUCAGAAAUUGUAGCUGUUGCAAAGGAAGGGUUGCGACAGGUCAUACAACAGCAAAGGAUGCCAAAAGAACUUCUACAAAGUAGUCUUAGACCUAUAUUGGUUAACUUGGCCCACACUAAAAAUCUCAGCAUGCCUCUUCUUCAAGGUUUGGCCCGCCUGCUUGAACUUCUGUCCAAUUGGUUUAAUGUGACCUUAGGUGGCAAGUUACUGGAGCAUCUUAGGAAAUGGUUGGAACCUGAAAAGCUAGCACAGUGCCAGAAAUCGUGGAAGGCUGGCGAGGAACCAAAAAUAGCUGCUGCUAUUAUCGAACUCUUCCACCUGCUUCCCUCUGCAGCUGGGAAGUUUCUGGAUGAGCUUGUGACAUUGACUAUAGAUUUGGAAGCAGCCCUUCCACCUGGGCAGUUUUACAGUGAGAUUAACAGUCCGUAUAGGCUGCCAUUGACCAAGUUCCUGAAUCGGUAUCCAACUGCUGCUGUUGAUUACUUUCUUGCUCGAUUAUGUCAACCUAAAUACUUCAGGCGGUUUAUGUACAUCAUAAGGUCAGAUGUUGGACAACCUCUAAGAGAAGAACUUGCAAAAUCACCAGAAAAGAUAAUUGCAAGUGCCUUUCCUGAAUUUAUUACCAAAUCUGAUGCACCUGCUGGACAAGAAUCUUUGAGUCGGCCAAGCACUUCAACUGGUGAUGAAGGCCUUGCUGCUGCUCAAGCCGAGGCUUCUGUCCCUUCAGUUUCAACCAAUGUGGCACCUCAGGAUGCUUAUUUCCAGGGUCUUGCCUUGGUGAAAACUUUGGUCAAGUUGAUGCCUAACUGGUUACAGAACAAUCGUGUUGUCUUUGAUACGCUGGUACUGAUGUGGAAGUCACCAGCAAGAAUCUCCCGUCUGCAAAAUGAACAGGAAUUAAACUUAGUGCAGGUCAAAGAGAGCAAAUGGCUUGUCAAAUGCUUCCUGAAUUAUUUGCGACAUGAUAAAACUGAAAUCAAUGUUCUGUUUGAUAUCCUUUCCAUCUUCCUCUUUCGUACUCGUAUAGACUUUACCUUCUUGAAGGAGUUUUAUAUCAUUGAGGUUGCUGAAGGAUAUCCAUCCAACAUGAAGAGAACCCUGCUCCUGCAUUUUUUGAACCUUUUCCAAUCGAGACAACUUGGUCUUGAUCAUUUGGUGGUUGUAAUGCAAAUGCUUAUUCUUCCAAUGCUUGCUCAUGCAUUUCAGAAUGGUCAGACUUGGGAUGUAGUUGACUCUGCUAUAAUUAAGACUAUUGUUGACAAGCUUCUUGACCCUCCUGAAGAGGUCUCUGCUGAUUAUGAUGAGCCUUUGAGGAUAGAGCUUUUGCAACUCGCUACUCUCCUUCUCAAGUAUCUGCAGACGGACCUUGUUCAUCAUCGGAAGGAACUUAUAAAGUUUGGUUGGAAUCAUCUUAAACGUGAAGAUAGUGCUAGUAAACAGUGGGCAUUUGUUAAUGUCUGCCAUUUCUUGGAGGCUUAUCAAGCUCCAGAGAAAAUUAUACUUCAGGUAUUUGUCGCUCUCCUCAGGACUUGCCAGCCGGAGAAUAAAAUGUUGGUUAAGCAAGCACUUGAUAUACUCAUGCCAGCACUUCCAAGAAGGUUACCUCUUGGUGAUUCCCGUAUGCCUAUCUGGAUACGUUACACUAAAAAGAUUCUUGUUGAGGAGGGUCAUUCUAUCCCUAAUCUCAUCCACAUUUUCCAGCUCAUAGUUCGCCAUUCAUAUCUAUUCUACAGUUGUAGAGCACAGUUUGUACCUCAGAUGGUGAACUCUCUGAGUCGCCUUGGAUUGCCAUAUAAUACUACAGCUGAAAAUAGACGACUUGCAAUUGAACUUGCUGGGUUGGUUGUGAACUGGGAACGACAAAGACAAAGCGAAAUGAAAAUAGUACCUGCUAAUGAUGGGACUGGUCAAAAUGCUGAUGGACUGAGUCAUGCUUCUGCUGGUAGUGUUGAUCUUAAGCAUCCAAUGGAUGGAUCUUCAUUCUCAGAAGAUCCUGGUAAGCGCGUGAAGGUUGAACCUGGUCUUCAAUCCCUUUGUGUUAUGUCGCCUGGUGGUGCUUCUUCAAUUUCUAAUAUUGAAACUCCUGGAUCUGGUGGGCAACCAGAUGAAGAGUUUAAGCCAAAUGCAGCUAUGGAGGAAAUGAUUAUUAAUUUUCUUAUCAGAGUAGCAUUAGUAAUAGAGCCCAAAGAUAAGGAAGCAAGUUUGAUGUACAAACAAGCUUUGGAUCUGUUAUCACAAGCCUUGGAGGUGUGGCCAAAUGCUAAUGUCAAAUUUAAUUAUUUGGAGAAGCUGCUCAGCAAUGCUCCACCUUCUCAGUCAAAGGACCCUACCACAGCACUGGCCCAGGGCCUAGAUGUGAUGAACAAGGUAUUGGAGAAGCAACCUCAUCUGUUCAUCCGCAACAAUAUCAACCAGAUAUCUCAGAUUCUAGAACCGUGCUUCAAAUACAAAGUGCUUGAUGCUGGGAAGUCACUUUGCUCCCUCUUGAAAAUGGUUUCCCUUGCUUUUCCUCCUGAAGCAGCUAGUACAACACAAGAUGUGAAGAUGUUGUAUCAAAAGGUAGAAGAGCUUAUACAGAAGCACCUUGCUGCUGUUGCAGCUCCUCAGACUUCUGGAGAAGAUAAUUCAGGUAGCAUGGUCAGCUUUGUGCUUUAUGUAAUCAAAACCUUGGCAGAGGUGCACAAAAACUUUAUUGAACCAGCAAAUCUGGUCCGUCUUCUUCAGCGCCUGGCUCGAGACAUGGGGUCAUCCAUUGGAUCCCAUGUGAGGCAGGGUCAGAGAUCAGAUCCUGAUUCUGCUGUCACAUCUUCUCGUCAAGGUGCUGAUGUCGGAGUUGUCAUUACCAACCUGAAAUCUGUGUUGGGCCUUAUUAAUGAAAGGGUCAUGGCCAUCCCAGAUUGUAAACGAUCUGUAACACAAAUACUCAAUUCCCUGCUGUCUGAGAAGGGUACUGACCCUUCUGUGUUGCUUAGCAUACUAGAUGUAAUAAAGGGAUGGAUUGAAGUGGACAUGACUAAACCUGGAGUUGCUAUUGCAUCUAGUACCUUUCUUUCUCCAAAAGAUGUUGUUUCUUUCCCCCAGAGGCUUUCACAAGUGGAUAAACAGAACUUCACCCCUAGUCCUGCAGAAGAGUGGGACAAAAAGUAUCUUGAGCUUCUCUAUGGUCUUUGUGCAGAUUCAAACAAGUAUGCUCUUUCUCUGCGUCAAGAAGUUUUCCAGAAGGUAGAGAGGCAAUAUUUGCUUGGUUUACGGGCAAAAGAUCCUGAAAUGAGAAUGAGGUUUUUCUCUCUUUAUCAUGAAUCCCUUGGGAGAACAUUGUUCACAAGAUUGCAGUACAUCAUCCAAAUUCAAGACUGGGAGGCUCUGAGUGAUGUAUUUUGGCUAAAGCAAGGGCUUGAUCUUCUUUUGGCUAUAUUGGUUGAGAAUAAGUCUAUAACGCUGGCUCCAAAUUCUGCCAAGGUGCCUCCACUUGUGGUGUCAGGUUCUGUUGGUGAUUCUACAGGGCCACAACCAAUGGUCUUGGAUGUUCCAGAAGGUUCGGAAGAGACUCCUCUAACCUUUGAUAGUUUUGUGGCAAAACAUACAGAGUUUUUGAAUGAAAUGAGCAAGCUCCAGGUUGCUGAUCUUGUCAUUCCACUGCGAGAACUGGCACACACAGAUGCAAACGUUGCAUAUCACCUCUGGGUUUUGGUGUUUCCUAUUGUAUGGGUGACUUUGCACAAGGAAGAACAGGUAGCCCUUGCAAAGCCAAUGAUAACUCUGUUAUCAAAGGACUAUCAUAAGAAGCAGGCAACCCAUCGGCCAAAUGUCGUGCAAGCUCUUCUGGAAGGACUUCAGCUAAGUCAUCCUCAGCCUAGAAUGCCUAGUGAAUUAAUCAAGUACAUUGGAAAGACUUACAAUGCAUGGCACAUUGCGCUAGCCCUGCUGGAAAGUCAUGUUAUGCUUUUUUUGAAUGAUACUAAAUGCUCGGAGUCUCUGGCUGAGCUUUACCGAUUACUCAAUGAAGAAGAUAUGAGGUGUGGAUUGUGGAAGAAAAGGUCAAUUACUGCUGAGACACGGGCUGGACUUUCACUGGUUCAGCAUGGCUAUUGGCAGCGGGCUCAAAGUCUCUUCUACCAGGCCAUGGUUAAAGCAACCCAAGGCACUUAUAACAAUACGGUACCAAAAGCUGAGAUGUGUCUCUGGGAGGAGCAGUGGCUAAGUUGUGCUAGCCAACUCAGUCAAUGGGAUGUGUUGGUUGACUUUGGUAAGAUGGUUGAGAAUUAUGAGAUAUUGCUUGAUAGUCUGUGGAAACAGCCUGAUUGGGCAUAUUUGAAAGACCAUGUUAUCCCUAAGGCUCAAGUGGAGGAGACACCAAAACUUCGUAUUAUUCAGGCAUAUUUUUCCCUCCAUGAGAAGAGUACAAAUGGCGUUGCAGAGGCUGAAAACAUUGUCGGAAAAGGUGUUGAUCUUGCUUUGGAACAGUGGUGGCAGUUACCUGAAAUGUCCAUUCAUGCCAGAAUUCCCCUUCUACAGCAAUUUCAACAACUUGUUGAAGUUCAAGAAUNGAAAGAAUUCCUUAAGAUGCUAUAUUUUGACCCGUGGCAGGCUUAUAAGGAAACACACGAAGAGAUUUGGUUAGAGUAUGCAGUUAGCUGCUUUUUACAAGGCAUCAAAUUUGGUAUUCCUAAUUCCAGAAGCCACCUUGCACGGGUUCUAUAUCUUCUCAGUUUCGAUACUCCAAAUGAACCCGUAGGGAGGGCAUUUGAUAAGUACCUGGAACAGAUACCCCACUGGGUUUGGCUUUCUUGGAUUCCACAGUUAUUACUUUCCUUGCAGAGGACGGAAGCUCCACAUUGCAAGCUUGUGCUAUUAAAAGUUGCUACCGUCUAUCCACAGGCUUUGUAUUACUGGUUGCGAACAUAUUUGCUUGAGCGCCGUGAUGUUGCAAAUAAGUCUGAAUAUGGUAGAAUGGCAAUGGCACAGCAGAGAAUGCAGCAAAAUGUUGCUGGUGCCAGUGCAGCUGGAUCUAUGGGCCUUGUUGAUGGGAAUGCUAGAAUGGCUGGCCAGAGUGGGGGUUCAUCAGCUGCUGACAAUCAUAUUCCCCAGGGAGCUCAGUCCGGUGGAGGUGUUGGGUCACAUGAUGGCAGUAGUUCUCAAAUUCAGGAACCUGAAAGGCCAGACAAUAGUAUGCCCUCCGGUAAUGACCAGUCCUUACAUCAGAGUUCAUCAGGCGGUGAUGGUGGUCAAGCUGCAUUGCGCCGUAAUAGUGCUCUGACUCUGGUUGCAUCUGCUGCCAGUGCUUUUGAUGCAGCCAAAGAUAUAAUGGAAACUUUACGCAGCAAACAUUCUAAUCUUGCCAGUGAACUUGAGAUCUUGCUCACUGAGAUCGGAUCCAGAUUCGUCACUUUGCCAGAGGAGAGACUGUUGGCAGUUGUUAAUGCUCUACUUCACCGUUGCUACAAGUACCCUACUGCAACUACAGCUGAAGUUCCUCAGUCUCUGAAGAAGGAGCUUUCUGGUGUGUGUAGAGCAUGUUUCUCAGCAGAUGCAGUGAACAAACAUGUUGAAUUUGUAAGAGAAUACAAGCAGGAUUUUGAACGUGAUCUCGAUCCUGACAGUACUGCAACAUUUCCAGCAACUCUUUCUGAACUUACUGAAAGACUGAAGCAUUGGAAAAAUGUCCUGCAAAGCAACGUGGAGGACCGCUUUCCAGCUGUGCUGAAGUUGGAAGAUGAAAGUAGGGUGUUGAGAGAUUUUCAUGUUGUUGAUGUGGAAGUUCCAGGGCAAUAUUUUACCGAUCAGGAAGUUGCGCCAGAUCAUACUGUGAAGUUAGACAGGGUGGGAGCUGAUAUUCCAAUAGUGCGGAGACAUGGAAGCAGCUUCCGCCGUCUGACUCUGAUUGGAUCAGAUGGUUCUCAGCGCCAUUUUAUUGUUCAGACAUCUUUAACACCAAAUGCGAGAAGUGAUGAACGGAUUUUACAGCUUUUCCGUGUGAUGAAUCGGAUGUUUGACAAGCACAAGGAAUCACGACGGCGGCACAUCUGCAUUCACACUCCUAUUAUUAUACCCGUGUGGUCUCAGGUUCGCAUGGUAGAGGAUGAUCUGAUGUACAGCACUUUCCUUGAGGUUUAUGAGAACCAUUGUGCUAGAAAUGACCGGGAAGCGGAUUUACCAAUCACAUUUUUCAAGGAGCAACUCAACCAAGCAAUAUCUGGUCAGAUUUCACCAGAUGCUGUUGUUGAUCUCCGUCUUCAAGCAUACAAUGAGAUAACAAAAAGUUUUGUCACGGACAGCAUCUUCUCACAGUAUAUGUACAAAACUCUAUUGAGUGGCAAUCACAUGUGGGCUUUCAAAAAGCAGUUUGCUAUCCAGUUGGCUCUUUCUAGUUUUAUGUCUUUCAUGCUACAAAUUGGUGGAAGGUCUCCAAACAAGAUAUUAUUUGCUAAAAACACUGGAAAAAUUUUCCAGACUGAUUUCCAUCCUGCAUAUGAUUCAAAUGGAAUGAUUGAAUUUAAUGAACCGGUGCCCUUCCGCUUGACUAGAAAUUUGCAAGCAUUUUUCUCUCAUUUUGGAGUAGAAGGUUUAGUUGUUUCUGCCAUGUGUGCGGCUGCGCAGGCUGUGGUCUCUCCUAAGCAAAGCCAGCACUUAUGGUAUCAUCUGGCUAUGUUUUUUCGAGAUGAGCUGUUAUCUUGGUCUUGGAGAAGACCUCUUGGGAUGCCUCUGGCCCCUGUUGUAGGAGCAGGUAGUCUGAACCCCGUGGACUUCAAACAAAAAGUCACUAUAAAUGUUGAGAAUGUCAUUGGACGGAUCAAUGGAAUAGCCCCACAGUACAUCUCUGAAGAGGAGGAGAAUGGCAUGGAUCCGCCACAAUCUGUGCAGAGGGGUGUAGCGGAGUUAGUUGAAGCUGCCCUUACUCCAAGGAACUUGUGCAUGAUGGAUCCAACAUGGCACCCUUGGUUCUGAUUUUUUUUAA
Messenger RNA from Nicotiana tabacum (common tobacco), 9257 nucleotides. The record is from RefSeq and is a predicted model, not a curated record. NCBI's taxonomy places the organism in Eukaryota, Viridiplantae, Streptophyta, Magnoliopsida, Solanales, Solanaceae.